Molecule: messenger RNA, 582 nt
Organism: Macroventuria anomochaeta
Lineage: Eukaryota; Fungi; Ascomycota; Dothideomycetes; Pleosporales; Didymellaceae
Exons: 1
Coding region: 115-357 (80 amino acids)
Source: RefSeq, a predicted model, not a curated record
CCGUGGAUUGCUCUACUACUCAUCUCGUCGUUGGUUUUGCUCAUUCUCGGUAUAUCCACCAUCGUUCUCCAAUGCGUCACGUCAGUCCCCAAUAUUCUCAGUUACUUGAGCACAAUGACGCAAGACAACCCGUACACCGACUUGCCUUCAGGUGCGACAGCUUUUGACGGACCGAAACACACUCGAGCAUUGCGUGACUUGAAGGUGGGACUAAUGAAUAUACGACCACGCGACGAAGUCGGUUACAUCGCGCUGAAGUCGGUCGAAGACGAUGAAGUGCGUCUCAGAUCACAAAUGAUUCAGAAAGGUAGGCUCUUUGAUUUGAUUUCUAGAGCAAAAACUGGGUUGAUGGCCUAGCUUAGUCAUUUCGUUGUCAUCCAUCGUAUCCUCAAAGUGGUUGCGUUCCAAUGUAUAGCCUCAACCCUGUCCUUCCUGCUCUCCGUUCACUCUUUUCUCUCAAGCUCGGAUGUUCAGACGCUACCUAUCCUCCAUAGCAGCCGCCUUGGCCCUUAAGUCAAUUGACAUACCUUCUCAUCGAAGAUGAUGUCCUUCUUCACACGCACAAGGUGCACACACGGCUCC